GCAGCGCUGGGAACGGGGGAGCGGCCUGGGUCGCAUCCCAGUGGAGCGGCCGAGACCUCGAGUGGGGCGCCGGCUCGCCCCGCCUUGCCUGGCUCCUCCUUGCGGCCCCAGCAGGCUCCGGGACCAGAGUAUCCCUCGCACCCUGGCUUAGCGUCUUGCUCCUGCCGGGCCGCGCGGGGCUCCGUGGGGGGCCCCCCGCGCGAGGGCCCUCCGAGUGGUUCCGGGGUUAGGGUUCACAGGUCAGAGUUGACUCCCUGAAAAGUGCAGUCGCUCUGAAAUGCAAGAUGGCGGCGGCGAGGCGCUGAGGCGCGGCGGCCCCUGCAGGAGAAGACUGCUAGCUACUUUGGGACUAUCUGUGAUGAUGGCCUGAGCCAGGUACCUCAUUUGAAGGGAUAACCUUCUGCUUUAAUGAACAAAAUGCUGAGGAAGCUAUGGCAGAUCUAGGGCUGGCAAGAUGACUCAGUGGGUAAAGGUGCUUGCUGCCAAGCCUAACGAUCUGAAUUGGGUCCCUGGAUCUCACGUGGUGAGAGGAGAGCAUCAACUCCUGCAGGUUGUCUCCUGAUGUCUGCAAGUGCACACAUACUAAAUGUGGUUGGAGUUGUGCUUCACACAUUUCAGCCGUCCAGCAGCGUUUUAUCUGCCAGCUAAGCUUGUACUUGAUUGCACCAUGGAAAUGCUACUGAAGAGACUUGUUGAGCACAAAAGUGGACUUGAAGAGCCAGAAACCACUGUUUUCCAAUGAAGGAUUCCAGUUUUAAGCCUCAGUGCUUUUAAAUCACCACUGAGUCCCCCUCCCCCCCAAUCAAAAUGGCAAGCAGACGAAAAUCAACAACACCUUGCAUGGUCCUUGCCAGUGAGCAGGAUCCAGAUCUUGAGUUGAUAUCAGAUUUGGAUGAAGGUCCUCCUGUCCUUACACCGGUAGAGAAUGCUAGAGCAGAGAGUAUUUCCAGUGAUGAAGAAGUUCACGAAUCUGUGGAUUCUGACAAUCAGCCAAGUAAAAAAGUGGAAGGGGGCUAUGAAUGUAAAUACUGUACUUUUCAAACUCCAGAUCUAAAUAUGUUUACUUUCCAUGUAGAUUCAGAACAUCCUAAUGUUGUACUGAAUUCAUCCUAUGUUUGUGUUGAAUGCAACUUUCUUACCAAAAGGUAUGAUGCACUUUCUGAGCAUAAUCUGAAAUACCACCCAGGAGAAGAAAAUUUCAAGCUGACUAUGGUGAAACGAAAUAACCAGACAAUCUUUGAACAAACAAUAAAUGAUCUGACUUUUGAUGGUAGUUUUGUUAAAGAGGAGAAUACAGAACAAGGAGAAUCCAUAGAUGUUUCUUCUUCGGGAAUCUCCAUCAGUAAAACUCCCAUCAUGAAAAUGAUGAAAAAUAAGGUAGAAAACAAACGGAUUACAGUCCACCAUAACUCAGCUGAGGACACGCCCGAAGAGAAAGAGAAUGGAGUGAAAGUAAGCCGGGAAGAAAAUGUAGAAAGUACGAGUUCUUCAGCCUCAGAAUCCAAUACAAGUACUUCCACCAUCAGCAGAGUGCACCCCAAUCCUGGCAGCACAGUAGUGACACCCUCAGCCGUUCUUCCUGGAUUAGCCCAGGUGAUCACUGCAGUGUCUGCUCAGCAGAACUCCAACUUGGUCCCUAAAGUCUUAAUCCCUGUUAACAGCAUUCCUACCUACAAUGCUGCCUUGGAUAACAAUCCCCUUCUACUCAGUACCUACAACAAAUUCCCUUAUCCUACAAUGUCAGAAAUUACAGUUCUUUCUGCUCAAGCAAAAUAUACAGAGGAACAGAUCAAGAUCUGGUUUUCAGCCCAACGUUUAAAGCAUGGUGUUAGUUGGACUCCUGAAGAAGUAGAGGAGGCAAGGAGGAAACAAUUCAAUGGAACAGUACAUACUGUACCUCAGACCAUAACUGUAAUUCCUACACACAUUUCCACGGGGAAUAAUGGGUUACCGUCUAUUUUACAGACAUGCCAAAUAGUUGGUCAGCCAGGUCUGGUCCUUACCCAAGUAGCUGGAACAAACACCUUGCCAGUAACAGCACCUAUUGCCCUGACAGUGGCAGGUGUUCCGAAUCAAACAAAUGUGCAGAAGAGCCAAGUGCCUGCUGCUCAGCCUGCUACAGAGACCAAAGCAGCCACCAUGGCGGCAGUUCCAUCGUCGCCAAGUGUCAGACCUGAAGCUGCACUAGUGAACCCAGAUUCAUUUGGUAUUCGGGCCAAAAAGACGAAAGAGCAGCUGGCAGAACUGAAAGUUAGCUAUCUUAAAAACCAGUUUCCCCACGACUCAGAGAUCGUCAGGCUUAUGAAAAUCACAGGCCUUACCAAAGGCGAGAUUAAAAAGUGGUUUAGUGAUACAAGGUACAACCAGCGAAAUUCAAAGAGUAAUCAGUGCUUACAUCUCAGUAAUGACUCCUCUGCCACUAUCAUCAUAGACUCCAGCGAUGAAACCCCAGAGCCCCCAGCUGCAGUCACUUCACAGCAGAAACAAUCCUGGAAUGCCUUUCCUGACUUUGCUCCCCAGAAGUUUAAAGAGAAAACUGCAGAGCAACUUCGUGUCCUUCAGGCAAGUUUUCUCAACAGUUCUGUGCUUACAGAUGAAGAAUUAAAUAGGUUAAGAGCACAAACCAAACUUACUAGAAGAGAAAUUGAUGCUUGGUUUACAGAGAAGAAUAAAACAAAAGCUUUAAAGGAGGAGAAAAAAGAAACAGAUGAAAGUAAUGUAGGUAGUUCCAAAGAAGAGCCUGGAGAAAGCUCUCCUGGAGAUGAAGCAGUUGCACCUAAGUCAGGAGGUACAGGCAAGAUAUGUAAGAAAACACCGGAGCAGCUGCACAUGCUUAAAAGUGCAUUUGUCCGAACACAGUGGCCAUCAGCAGAAGAGUAUGACAAAUUGGCUGAAGAAAGUGGGCUUGCCAGAACAGACAUAGUUAGUUGGUUUGGGGACACCCGUUAUGCUUGGAAGAAUGGAAACUUAAAAUGGUACUACUACUAUCAAAGCUCCAAUUCAAGUGGUUUGAAUGGUCUGUCUUCCCUUAGGAAAAGAGGGAGAGGCAGGCCCAAAGGACGAGGCAGAGGCAGACCACGUGGUAGGCCUAGAGGAGGCAAAAGAAUGAACACCUGGGACAGGGUACCAUCACUCAUAAAGUUUAAAACUGGAACGGCCAUACUUAAGGAUUAUUACCUGAAGCACAAAUUUCUUAAUGAGCAAGACCUUGAUGAACUUGUCAACAGGUCACACAUGGGCUAUGAACAGGUCAGAGAGUGGUUUGCAGAAAGACAGAGAAGAUCUGAGUUAGGUAUAGAAUUAUUUGAGGAAAAUGAAGAGGAAGAGGAAGUUAUUGAUGAUCAGGAAGAAGAUGAAGAAGAAACAGAUGACAGUGACACUUGGGAACCCCCACGACAUGUGAAACGGAAGCUUUCUAAAUCGGAUGACUGAAAUCUACUUAAAAUUCUGAAGGAGUAUAAGUUCUUCAACUCAAGAUGUCUGAAUUACUGUGAAUGGGCCCAAUCCUUGAUGACACUGAAAAUGCUUUGGGGCAUACCUACUCUCAAAACCGGAUCCAAUGUCCAAAAGAAAUGGAACUUGAUGUUGUGCCAAAGUCAACCUGCUGCAGUUGGGGAAAGUUCUGCAAUGUAAAUAGAGCGCUAAUUAAAAACAACUUGUAAAAAGUGAAACUUUAAUACAGUACAUUUUUAUUCUGGCAGGAUGGAAACUUUGUGAAUCUUUGACUUUCUAAGGGGUUAAUGACCACUAGAGCUUGUCCUCAAUUUUAGGCCAGCUUACAGCUGUGUAAGAUAAGGCAGCAUUGCCCGAGUGACCAAACAGCUUUCAGAGUAAAAGUUCUUAGAAAUGGGAGGGGGAACCAAACCCUAAUUUACUUCUGUGUCUUAUUUAUCAGGUCCUACACCAAAAUUAAAAGUUGUACAUGGGCUUACACAGUUUGUAGUGUAAAAGCAGCCUGUAUGUAUUAUGUUGGAACAGGAAGACUCGCUGGCCUUCAUGACUGGACCCUCCAUAAACACUCAGAUAAACCACUGUCUCCACUGCAGUCCUUGUGUGACUGCUCUUUGUCAGAAUCUGACUGAAGAUACUACCCACAGGGGAAAAGAGCUUACUGGGGAGAGAACUCCAAACACUGUUCCAAACAUGUGGAACAGUCCCUCAGUAAAUACAUGCAGUGUGUGCUCACAGGCGUGGGAAUCAGGAACAUCAGACAGACUCAGGUCAGAUUCUGUAAGGUAAUCUUUUCAUGGAAUUCUACCUUGUGUAACAGUUUCAGUGAACAGAGAAAAACAAUUCUGAACUGAUCCUGAUGAGUUAAAAUGAGCUUUUCAUGUUAGAAUCGGAGGCAGGGUGUGUUAGCGGUGACUGCUGUACAAGACUCGGUUCCUACUGACUUGUGAUUAAAGACUGGUGCUGCCAUUUGUGUUGGAAAGGACCUUUACUUUCGUAAUCAUAGGACCACUUUUCAAAAUGUGCUUUCCUCACAGAACAAAUUUUCAGUUCAAUUAGAUUUGGACUUUAAAUUUUUUUUCCAAUGAUCAUGUGUAGUAGGUUUGGCCAGUUUGUUUUCUAAUUUAAUGAAUAAUAAAUACUAAGCUCUUGGUUAAAUGUUCAUCAGUUAAUGAAACUGUUAUGAAAAAGCCUUGAAUAUGCAUGCUGCUUUCAUUUUUAUAAACUUUUUAUUUUUUAACUAUAGCUUUAUUAGCAAUUCCCAAAUGCUGCAAUUUGCUGAUUUCUUCACUCAGACAGCUGGCUUUGUGGGUGGCUUUUUUCAUACUACUGUUAACUUUUUUAAAAAAGAAGUGAUGUAAAGACUGUAACAAUUGAAUGCACUAAGCUGUUUUUCUUUUACAUAUCUAAAAUCUUCUUUAAAUACUCUUAUUAUAAUGAUUAAAUCACUCCCUUUUUAAAACCA
Onychomys torridus (southern grasshopper mouse) is the source of this 4915-nucleotide messenger RNA. RefSeq names its product zinc fingers and homeoboxes 1 (gene Zhx1). The transcript is spliced from 5 exons. Gene Ontology annotation, cellular component: nucleus. Gene Ontology annotation, molecular function: DNA-binding transcription factor activity, RNA polymerase II-specific; DNA binding. Gene Ontology annotation, biological process: regulation of transcription by RNA polymerase II. The record is from RefSeq and is a predicted model, not a curated record. Bases 808 to 3432 code for a protein of 874 amino acids. Lineage: Eukaryota; Metazoa; Chordata; Mammalia; Rodentia; Cricetidae.